Molecule: messenger RNA, 2725 nt
Organism: Amphibalanus amphitrite
Lineage: Eukaryota; Metazoa; Arthropoda; Thecostraca; Balanomorpha; Balanidae
Product: sodium/bile acid cotransporter-like
Exons: 6
Coding region: 550-2094 (514 amino acids)
Cellular component (GO): membrane
Source: RefSeq, a predicted model, not a curated record
CCGCCUGUGGGUGGGCACGCGCCCGCCGCGCGGUGACAGAGGUCCCACGAGUGUACCGCGGGCCGGCGUGGUGAGCGGAGCUCGCGGACGGCGCGGAGCAGUUGCAAGGGGGCUGUGAGCUCAGUCAGACCGGCACCUCUAACAGUGAGGGACAGAUUCAGCACGGAGGCACUAUCGGCAUACAUCAACAGGCGGAGCAGCAGCACUCGUACCUGCAGGGUCGGAAGACAACGAGACAAAUGGAAUGGCUCAAAAUAACAACCCAAUUAUAGGCUUCUGAAUACAGAUAUAAUGAGAUAACUCAACACUACUGUCUGUUUCCUUAGCAAACUGAGGCUUCUACAUAUUGAAUUGAGUGGCGAAAUCUUCAUAUAGCUUUCAAAUCCACACAAAGUGAUAUCCGGUUGCACUGCAUCAAGUUGAUGAACAUUCAAAAGUGAUUACGGAGCGUUGCGUAGUACCUAUUGUGGCACAUCCUGAGCGCGCGUGACCCGAGUUCGGGCGGCACGUUUCCGGAUUACAGCACACCCGAUCAGACGGCCCGGCGCGAUGUGUCGGGUGCUGGCGGCGGCCGUGGCGCUGCUGCAGCUCGUUCCGGCGGCUCUGGCGGCCUUCACACUCUCCGUGAGUCCAUCCUCGCUGCAGCAGGUGCCCAGCCACACCACCAGCGUGCUCAACUUCACCCUGGGCUGGGAGGCUGGUGAGGGCGAGCCGGCUGAGCCGCCGCUGGAUGCCGGAGACCUGGUGGCCGUCUCCCUGGUGCCCGAGGUCGAGUGGCGCACACGGAUGGUGCCCGACUCGUGGACACUCAGCCCGCAGGAUGUGCGCGCCGGCCGCACCCAGUCGGUGGAGGUCACCGGGCAGUACCUGGGACACGACUCCAUCACUCCGCGGGCCUGGAUCAUCGCGGCCAACCAGUCGACCAGCGCCAUAUGGCUCGACAUGCUCUCCAACAGCUCCACCGUGCACGUCAGCUUCGUCCGCGAGGACAGCGCCAAAGACUACGCCUUCUACGGCAUCCUGAUGGUGAUGACGCUCGGCAGCAACCUCAACAUGGGCAUGCAGCUCGAGUUCGAGGCCAUCAAGCAGUCGCUACUGAAGCCGGUCGGCCCGCUCACCGGCUUCCUGGCGCAGUUCCUUAUCAUGCCGCUGAGCUCCUACGCGGUGGCGACGCUGGGUUUCGAGCGCUACCCGCUCUACCAGCUGGGGUUGUUCACGCUGGGCACCUGUCCGGGCGGCGGCAACAGCAACCUGUGGGCGCUGCUGCUCGGCGCCGACGUCAACCUCAGCGUCACCAUGACGUUCGUCUCCACGCUGGCCGCCAUCGGUAUGAUGCCGCUGUGGAUGUUCACGCUGGGCCGUAAGAUCGCCUCCUCGGGCCACGACAUCCAGGUGCCGUACCAGGGCAUCGUGUCCUCCCUGCUCGUGCUGACGGCGCCCUCCGUCAUCGGCAUGGUGCUGCGCUGGUGGAAGCCGCACUGGAAAGAGUACUCGGACCGCUCCAUCCGGCCCAUGGUCGGCGUCCUGCUGGCCAUCUUCUGCACGGUGGGCAUCUGGCUGAACCUGGAACAGUUCUCGCUGCUCUCCCUCAACCAGUUCCUCAUGGGCAGCGCUGUCGUCCUGCUGGGCUUCUCGCUGGGCGGAGGACUGGCGCUGCUCUUCAGACGACCCGUCGCGCAGGUGGUCACUAUCAGUCUGGAGACGGGUCUGCAGAACGGCGGCCUGGCGCUCCUGCUGCUGAAGGCCUCGCUGCCGGCGCCGGACGGAGACGUCGCCACGCUGGCCGUCUACGCGCAGGUCAUCGCGCAGGGUCUGAUGCUGUGGCCCUGCCUGGCGGCGGUGAUAUACAUGCGCUGCCGCCGCCGCCGCGCCGGACAGAAGGGGGAGGAGGAGGAGGGGAAGGGAGGGGCAGCGAUGGAGGUGGCGGCAGUGGUGGGAGGGGGACGCGACGGCCCCGCGGGGGGAGAGGGGGAGAGGAGAGCCCCGGAGUACAGAGGGGAGGAUAAUCCGGCGGUCUCUGUGGAUGACGAGGUGUCUGAAGAGAAGAAGAAAACGGUAACUGAAAACGGACGAGAAGCGGAGACCAAGGCAUGACAUGACACCACUGAGCUCCGUAAGAACUACAGCCAAACAUUCACAGUAGGGGACACGGGACAACGGAGUGAUGUUCCGCUUCUCAGCAAGGAAUCUCUAAGAAGAUCUGAACCCGUUCGACCAGCAUGCGAACGUGACUAACGUUCGCAUGCUAAGUCUUAACGUUGCGAACUAAGUCUUACGUUUCCGAUCAUUCCAAGACAGACGCUUAAGAUCGUAGAAGUUCUGCUUUUUUAUAUUGGCUGACCAAUGGUGAGGGAUUCAAUGAUUGGACGAUUCGAGGCUAGUGUUUCUACAAGAGAUUUACACACGCUUUAUCUACUUCAUAUCGUGUACGUACAUACUUGAGUGCCUUAUAACCCAUGCAACGCACGUAGCUAGAAACAUAGUGGUAUCAGCUCGUACCAAGUGCGAAAUGGACACGGUCGUUUUACUGAAUCGCCGCGUAAUGAAUGCAGUGUGUGAUAUAGGUCUCUCGCAAGCUUUCGACAUGCCUUAAGCUAUUUCUUCGCCACAUAUGUUGAACAGAUUUGAGAAAUAACCAUUCUUGUGAAAACCUCAGGUUGUUUUUAUAAACAGUGCAAAGUGUGUUACCCCGCCUGACCAGCGUUAGAAUGAAAUACAUGCUGUU